This is a messenger RNA of Scatophagus argus, 4395 nucleotides long. RefSeq names its product calpain 1 (gene capn1). NCBI's taxonomy places the organism in Eukaryota, Metazoa, Chordata, Actinopteri, Scatophagidae. Gene Ontology annotation, cellular component: cytoplasm. Gene Ontology annotation, biological process: proteolysis. Bases 649 to 2766 code for a protein of 705 amino acids. The transcript is spliced from 22 exons. Gene Ontology annotation, molecular function: calcium-dependent cysteine-type endopeptidase activity; calcium ion binding. The record is from RefSeq and is a predicted model, not a curated record.
GCGCAGACGCACUGCGAGUGGGGGUGAGCAGCAGCACCGAUAGAUCUGAGCAGAGACAGCAGGGCGUUUCUGAAUUAUAUAGCGGUGGUCGAGAACAGGGGAGGGGACGACUGUACGCUAAACAUGGAAACUGGAGUAGUACAUUAAAUGUCUAAGUAGUUGUCUUUUAGAGGAAUCACCCAGCAAGGGUUUUUCAGCUGCUGGCGGGACUGAAACUCCUGCACUCCUGUCGGCAUCAGCUGUCCAGAGGAGAAAAUACCAAUAGAUUUGUAGCCCACUGGGACAAGAGCUGCCAUCACUGUGAGGACCAGAGCCUUUAAAGCUUAUUCAUUCAGAGAUUGUUGUUGCUUUGGAUGCAACCAUCUACAUCAAAACCACAAGUACCGCAACCAAGCAGCGGCCUGCUCUCGUCAAUGUUUAAUAGCUUCUUAAUGGCUUCUGAUGUUUCAUUCUGAUUUAUAGCUGAGGCUUGAAGCCAUUACCGUCUUAUAUCCGAUUUACAUCAAAACUGCCGCAGUGCUUUACAUCAAAACAGUAGCUACAGUAGCUGCAAUAGGUCACAGUUUGCCUCAUUAAUUAUUGACACAUUUUGACAUCGUAUUGUAGUUCCACACUUUCAGCAGACAUUGCUAACUCCGUAAGCUGAGGAUGGAGGAGCGCAUUUAUGCUACAGGGAUGGCCGCCAAGCUCAGGAGCCAGUGGGAUCGCAAUGAAGGUCUGGGACAAAACCACAAGGCCGUGAAGUUUCUGGGGCAGGACUAUGAGCAUCUGAGAGCCCAGUGCCUCCAGAGUGGGAGGCUUUUCGAGGACAGUUUGUUCCCUUGUGCCGAGUCGUCUCUGGGAUUCAAGGAGCUCGGCCCGAGAUCCUCCAAGACCCAAGGAGUCCACUGGAUGAGGCCCACGGACUUCUGCAAGCGCCCCGAGUUCAUCGUGGACGGAGCUACUCGCACAGACAUCUGUCAGGGAGCGCUCGGAGACUGCUGGUUGCUGGCAGCCAUCGCCUCGCUCACCUUGAACGACAACCUCCUCCACAGAGUGGUCCCUCACGGUCAGAGCUUCGGGCAGGGAUACGCUGGCAUCUUUCACUUCCAGUUCUGGCAGUUUGGCGAGUGGGUGGAGGUGGUGAUCGACGACCGGCUGCCGGUGAAGGAUGGGAAGCUGCUGUUUGUCCACUCGGUGGAGGGGACGGAGUUCUGGAGCGCACUGCUGGAAAAGGCCUACGCUAAGUUGAAUGGCUGUUAUGAGGCUCUGUCAGGCGGCAGCACGUCAGAGGGCUUUGAGGACUUCACAGGCGGCGUGACGGAGAUGUACGAGCUGAGAAAAGCCCCCUCCGACCUCUACAGCAUCAUCAGCAGGGCCAUAGAGAGGGGGUCACUGCUGGGCUGCUCCAUAGACAUCACCAGCUCAUUAGACAUGGAGGCUGUCACAUUCAAGAAGCUGGUGAAGGGACACGCCUACUCUGUGACCGCAGUGGAUGAGGUGGUGUACAGAGGAAAUCUGACCAAGCUGGUUCGCAUCAGGAACCCCUGGGGGGAAGUGGAAUGGACUGGAGCCUGGAGCGACAACUCCAGAGAGUGGGACAAUGUCGAUCGGUCCGUCAGAAGUCGGCUACAAAACCGCAGCGAGGACGGUGAAUUCUGGAUGUCGUUCAGUGACUUCCUGCGCGAGUUCAGCCGUCUGGAGAUCUGCAACCUGACGGCUGAUGCCCUGCAGAACAGCCAGCUGAAGAAAUGGAGCUCCUCGCUCUAUCAGGGAGAGUGGAGGAGAGGCAGCACCGCUGGAGGCUGCAGGAACUACCCAGCGACCUUUUGGCUCAACCCUCAGUUCAAGCUUGUGCUGCAGCACCCGGACAGUCCCGGCCAAUCAGACUGCAGCUUCCUGGUUGGCCUCAUGCAGAAGGACCGCAGAAAGCAACGGCGGGAGGGCAAAGACAUGGAGACCAUCGGGUUUGCCGUCUAUGAGGUUCCACGGGAGCUGGCGGGCAGGUCGGGGAUCCACCUGAAGCGAGAGUUUUUCCUCACCCACGCCUCCAGCGCUCGCUCAGAGCUCUUCAUCAACCUGAGGGAGGUCAGCUCGCGGUUGCAACUGCCGGCCGGCGAAUACGUCAUCGUCCCCUCCACCUUCGAGCCGCACAAAGAGGCCGACUUUGUCCUCAGGGUGUUCUCGGAGAAGCCUGCCGACUCUGAGGAGCUCGAUGACAACAUAACAGCAAAUCUUCCAACAGAGGUUCGGCUGGAUGAGAGCCAGAUCGACUCGGGCUUCAAGAGUCUCUUCAGGCAGCUGGCGGGGCCGGACAUGGAGAUCAGUGUGGUAGAGCUGCAAACCAUAUUGAACAGGAUCAUCAGCAAACAUAAAGACCUGAAGACGGACGGCUUCACAAAAGAAGCUUGUCGCAGUAUGGUAAACCUGAUGGAUACGGACGGCAGUGGAAAGCUGGGAAUCACAGAGUUCCAUGUACUCUGGGAAAAGAUUAAACGAUACCUGACCAUUUUCAGGGAGUUUGACUUGGACAAAUCAGGCACCAUGAGCUCCUAUGAGAUGAGGAUGGCUCUCGAAUCUGCAGGCUUCAAGCUGACCAACAAUCUGUUCCAGCUGAUCAUCCUGCGCUACACGGAGGCCGACAUGACUGUCGACUUUGACAACUUUGUCACCUGUCUGGUCAGGCUGGAGACUAUGUACAAAACCUUUCACACCUUGGACACAGAUAAAGACAACAUCAUAAGCCUCAACUUCUUCCAGUGGAUUACCAUGACCAUGUUUGCCUAGAGAUGAGUGGACUCCUCUGUCACUGUUGCACGCCAUCCUGCUGCAGCCCAGUGUAUUGUUGUUUCAGAAGUGCCUUUUUUUCUGCUCCAGAUGUUCCUCUCCUCCAUGCUGUUCAGACCCCCCUGAUGCUAAAAGACUGUAAAUUCAUCUUUACAGUGCCUGUACUGGAAACAUGUAGCUUAGCAACAUAGCUUCCAUCUGCAGCAUUUCAUAAGACCAAACCUGACUUGCAGAGUCGAAGUGCUCCAUGUUAGCUGCACUCAUGUUGCCAAAGAGCCAAACAGCACUUCAGAAACAUGUUACUGCUGUCCACUCUAACUCAAACCAAUGUGAUUGUUUUUGUGCAUAUGAAUCUAGAUGUAUGACCAAAACUUCUACAUGCAAAUUUUGCUGCCUUUAGGGGGGGGCAACUAGGGGAUUUUAAAUCAUGUAGUGGUUUACUUUUUAAUGAUGUUUUUAUUGGGAAUUGGCAAUCACUGAUUUAGCUACUCUUUAUACUAAAAAAUGUGCUUUGCUGCAUAAAUUUGCAAAGGGAGAAUACUUUUUGACAGAUUUUUAAUUUUUUUAAAAAGGUGGCUCAACCUGCAAUAGUUUACUUACUUGAGGACAACAUGCUAAACGCUCCCCUGAGGGAUAAUUUCUGCAAACGUCUCGGGUGUUGAGCUUGCUGUCAGUUAUCACAGUCUCAGAGCUGCUGAGGGUGCCAAUUUGUUCUCCAGCCUGCUCCCAUGUUGCACAUUCAGCGCAUAUGAAUUGUGCCCAAAGUGGGUUUCUAAGCAGCCUUUGUGUGGACGUUGCCAGCUUUACAGCUUGUGCCAAACUUUGCUUUCACAUCAUCAUUAAGGGUCCACAGAUGAAGCUUUGCGGGGCCCAGUAGUGCAGAGACAAUGGUGUUGUGCUGUAUCGUAGAGAAUGUGUUGACUCAUAUUUCUUUAAAACUAAUCCUGUUUAGCUUUGAGAGGGUACCUGCUUAUCAUUAUGCAUGUGGGGGAAAAAGCUUUUAUUUCAUUGUUGAAACUGGAUGUCUUAGUGGUUUAAAAAGGGAUGUCCGCCUUGUUUAAUCUUGCCUUUCGAGGGGAACAAGAACACGUCAGUACUUUAGGUGAAGGUAAACAAUUAUGUAAGAAGGACGUAUAUGUUGUAUGCAUGCAGUGUGAUAUGUGAUGUUUUGUCUGCCUGGUCUGAUUCUGUUCAACUAGGGGAGCAAGUGUUUUAGUCGAAAAGUUUUUAAUGUCACGUUUGGCAAAAAAACAAAACAAAAAAAAGACUUGAAAGCCUUUAAGUGUAGAGGAUCUAGAUGUAACCUGCAAGUCUUUCAAAUACUGAAAUUGUUUGUUCUUACAGCUAUCUUCAUUUUUGUCUUUUUGUAAGUGGACGACUUUAAUUCAGAAAAUGUAAUCAAAAAGCAGCUGCCAAACCCAUGUAUUUAUGAUGCUCCAACAAUGCCAGCGUUCUUCUUCUCUUCAGGUUUUGCAGCGUAACGCUUAUAUAACAAUACCUACUGUUUACACAAGAAACAUUCUGGGUCCCUUUGGCCCCACUCAUCAUCUGAUACAUUGGUUCACUGCGUGGCGUCUCUGUAAAACUUCCAUACACGCUUUGAAAAUAAACUUGGGAAUGUUUUCAUGA